GUCAGUAAUGUUUCUGUAGUAAAUUUCAGGCGUUGAAUGUGUUAAAAAGUGAGGCAAAUACACAGGCACAGCAAUAGACAGCCCUGGAAAGAAAAGUUUUCAAGAUGGCUGAUUCCAAAACGCCGUUGCUGGGUUCAGGCCAGGUGGGAAGUGCGCCCGAACCACCGCCUAAAGAGAACGCAGCGCUCUACUAUGACUCCACACAGACACCUGUGCAGAGAUAUCUACAGAUUUCCUUUGUUGCGAUGGUGGUGAUAAUGGUUUUGGUGUCCCUUGUAUUGAGUUUGUACAGAGGAAUAACCUACCAUUACAAUGGGGCCUUAUACCUUCUUCUGGGCAUCUGCAUGCUUGGACUAGCAGGGUUGGAAGUGUUGCUGAUCUACAUCAUCAGAAAGGGAGACUUUCCCAAAGAGAAGACGUGGUUCCUGUUCUUUAUGGGGUUCUGCAUCCUGCUGCAGGGGGUUUUCACUGACAUCCUGGUCUUCUACUAACCAAGUUUCCAUUCCAGACACUGUGCCAUAUGUAAAAUGCAUAGAUCUGACCUGCGUGCCAGAAAAAAACUUCCAAUUGCAGAAAUUAAAGCGGUAUUAUGUAAGAUUUUCACUAUUUCAAACGUUGUUUUACACAUUUUCUUGUGCUAUAAUUAGUAUAAGCCUACCUGGGUUCAUAAUGACAUUUGUGGAGUAAAAGAUCAAUGUCGUUGCGCCGCAAAAAUGGAAGCUGCCGAAGAUAC
Molecule: messenger RNA, 733 nt
Organism: Branchiostoma belcheri (Belcher's lancelet)
Lineage: Eukaryota; Metazoa; Chordata; Leptocardii; Amphioxiformes; Branchiostomatidae
Exons: 5
Coding region: 105-491 (128 amino acids)
Source: RefSeq, a predicted model, not a curated record